Linum trigynum is the source of this 3957-nucleotide messenger RNA. Lineage: Eukaryota; Viridiplantae; Streptophyta; Magnoliopsida; Malpighiales; Linaceae. The record is from the annotation of a GenBank genome assembly.
GUCCGUUUCUGGUACCCGUUUCUUCGUUCUGUGAGACCUCCCUGUUUUCGCCGGACUGGGCCUACCCUGCUCACGAAACGGCGCGGCAUUUCUAGUUCUUUGGGCCUUCGGAUAAUUAGAGAAAAAUGUCUUUGGGCCCCUUGUCCAACGAGAGCCCAGUUUUACCGGGCCGUCUGCCUCCCUCCCUGUCCAAACUCUUGCUGGGGUUUCGUUCAUUUGUGCCUUCGAUUAAUAAAGAAGAUCCCUUCUUAGCCGUUUCGCCCGUCUCUGAAACCCGUUUCGCUAUUUUGUGCGGGUUUCUCGUUUUCGCCGGCCAUAGGCCUGCCCUCCCCAACGAAACGCCACUUGUUCAUCAAACUUUUGGGCUUUCAGUUAAAUAUAGAAGAAGCUCUCUGGGCCUUUGUCUAAAGAAAGCCCAGUUUUUUCUGUGCGUAUACCUCCUCAAUCCUCAUCCCUUCCCUCCAGCUUCCCUCUUCCAGCAGCGAAUCCCUUCCUCGAGUCCUCCUCUCGCCCGCCGCCACCAGCCACCGUCGUUCAACUCAUCCCUCGCUGAGAGCCAGAUUCAUAUCGGCAGUUGGGUAAAAGAAUGGCGGGCGGCAAGAUGAGAAAAGAGAAGACCAAGGCGCCGCCGACGGCGAGCCACUACCAAGGAGGAAUAUCGUUCCACAAAUCCAAGGGCCAGCACAUCCUCAAGAACCCUAUGCUGGUCGACAGCAUAGUACAGAAGUCCGGCAUCAAGAGUACCGACAUCAUUCUCGAGAUUGGUCCCGGUACCGGAAAUCUCACCAAGAAGCUGCUCGAGGCCGGCAAGUCCGUCAUCGCCGUCGAGCUCGACUCUCGCAUGGUGCUCGAACUUACGCGCCGCUUUCAGGGGACUCCUUUCUCUAAUAAGCUUAAGGUCAUUCAAGGCGACGUGCUAAAGACCGAUCUACCAUACUUCGACAUAUGUGUGGCCAACAUUCCCUACCAAAUCUCAUCACCCCUCACAUUCAAGUUACUCAAUCACCAGCCUUCAUUCAGGUGUGCGGUCAUUAUGUACCAGAGAGAAUUUGCAAUGAGACUCGUUGCUCAGCCAGGGGACAACCUCUACUGCCGUCUCUCUGUCAAUACACAGCUCUACGCGAGGGUCUCACAUCUUCUCAAAGUCGGGAAGAACAAUUUCCGUCCCCCACCAAAGGUCGAUUCCUCUGUGGUCCGAAUCGAGCCCAGGAAGCCUCGCCCUCAAGUCAACCCUAAGGAGUGGGACGGCUUCAUACGAAUUUGUUUCAUCCGAAAGAACAAAACUCUUGGCGCAAUAUUCAGGAUUAAAAAUGUGCUUUCGUUACUGGAGAAGAACUACAAAACUCUCCAAGCACUGAAUACGUCAGGCGCUGCUGAGAUGGAUAUUUCAGGAUUGGGGGAGCUAGGGGGAGGGGAGCAGAGCGUGGAAAUGGAUGCAGACGACGACGAUGAUGAUGAAAUGGAGAUGGAGGAGGAUAAAGAAGCGGCAAAUGGAAGGUCGGAAUUCAAAGAGAAGGUUGCUGCAGUGUUAAAGGAGAAGGAUUUUUGUGACAAAAGGUCAUCGAAACUGUCACAGGAAGAAUUCUUGUAUCUGCUCUCUCGAUUCAACAUGGCUGGCAUCCACUUCUCUUGAGCUUUCUGUGAGCUGUGGUGGUUGUUAUCCUAUUAGGCUUCUCCCUCUACCUUACUCUCUAUUGAUUUCCUGGUGAGUUUUGCUGAUGAAAUCUUUAUAGGAGGAUGUAGCAAUGUAGUUUUGUUCUGAUAAUUAUAGUGGACACAAAAAGAGUAUUUGUUUUGUGUGGCAUGAAUGAAGAUUAUAUGUUUGUCUUUGCUGACUGCUGUCCUGCUUGUUCAUCUGUACUCUAGUUAUCUACUCUACUCCCUUCUGUUCGACUGAUAAUUCAGAAUUCUAUUGCUGCAAUCACAAAUGUCAGAUGAAAUCACAAUCUGUGCUUUAAGCAAGCAGCUUCUACUUUGGUCAAGGUAUCAAACAAGGUUGUUUAUGAUUGCAGAAAGAAAGUGCGUGUAAAGGGUCUCGCCUGAUAUUAUGCAGGUGAUGAACACUUCCACCGGAGUCCAGCUGAAUCGAAUUGCCGGCGGCCACAUUGGAUUCUAUUUGGACUACCGCCGUUCUUAACUGCCAAAGUGACACUAAAUGAUAAAAUAAUAAGAAGAAAAUCAACAAUCUUUGUAAGGUUCAAGAAAACAUGAAAAGACUGUUAACAAAACUCUCUUAAUCCGAGCUAUUAACUCGUUACUUAUUACUUCUUAAUCCACAUUAUAAAAACCCACUCCAAGCUUCCCCUCCUUCUCACUCCACACUCUUCAAUUCUCUCAUCAUUUUUCAUCCCAAGAAAGGAAAAAACAAAAAUCUCUCUUUUGUCAAUCUUAUCAUCAUGAAGGCUCUCUUCCUCCUUGUUCUUAUCUUAAGCACAAGUAAGUAUGAUAAAGAUCAAGCUCCUAAUUAACACAUCCUUCCUUAGUUAUUAUCAUCAGUGAGUUAACCCCAUCAAUUAAUUAACUUGUGUAUUGCAGCAGCACCAAUGUUGGAAGCACAAACCUGCACAACAGAUUAUGAUUGUCGUAUAUUUUAUGGAUGUCGAGAUUGGAUUACUUGCGACCAAGGCAUAUGUACCGGUUGCGAGUACCCUUCUCAACAAGCACUCACCAAUUACACAGCAACUCAUAAUUAAAGACAAAUAAUUAGAGACAAUUAGUUUGAUUAGUUUCUAUAGCUAAUCUUUCGCUUAAUAAAUACUAUUUGUCUCACUAUCUCGUAUUAUUUAUCUUUCUUAUGUAAUAUUCUCCUAAUCUAUACUAGCUCUAUAUCCUGCCAUUAGACAGGUAAUUAAUAAGAAUAAUAAUUAGUUUAACAUCAUAAGUAAACUAUUGUUGAUUUGAUAAUAGUUUUUUAUUUUAUUUUGAUGUAAUAUGUUUAUCAACAUAAUACUUGUUUUUCUAACAUGCAAUCCAUCUUAGGUCUUCUAAACUUUUUUUACUCAAUAUUGUCGAGAUUUCUCAUCUAACUGUUAUACCCUCCCACCAACGAACUACCGAGCCAUGCAAGUCGUUAACUUAUCUGAUGAAGGAAAAACGAGAAUGAAAAUUGGGACAUGAAGUGCAUUCGAUAUGGUUGGUUUGAUUCAAUUUCGAUUAAGCCAUCCGAUGAAAUAUUAUAAUUAAGGAAUUAAAAUCAAAUGUUAGGAAUCAAAGUAUAGGAUACAGUACACACAUAUAUGACUCAAUUCGAGCAAUGGAGCCCUUGGUAUUCCAUAUGCAUUUUGUCAUUCUAAACAUAAAGGUAGUAAGUUAAUGAUUCCGGAUAUUAAUGAAAUAUGGAGACUUUUAGGACUAAUGUAUUAUCCAAUUCAUUCUCACUUCUCAAAUAUUUUAACUUGUUUUUGUUUGAUUCGUUAUGACCUCUUGAAACUUCAAAGCAAACAAUAAGUGUAAGGAUCGAGAUGGUACCAACGUAAACAAAAUUGAAUCAUAAUACAUGCUCGACAUAAUUAUGAUCUUCUCUCUUGUUGUAUCUUUGGAUGAAUCUUAUGCUAAUUAACUAACUUAACAUAAACAUCAUUGUUAGCCUUGCUCUACACAUAUUAUUUAAUUAACAAUACUUAGAUCGAAUAAUACUCUUCGAGAACAAUGAAGAGUGUGAACACGAUUAAGGAUUAAUUAAGACUCCCUUCAUGUUGAUUGUUGCCAAUAAACCGAUCGAGCACCAACAAUCCUUUGUUUUCCUUUCUUUUGGAUGGCCCUAAUUAACUUUUAUUUGGAUAUCUUAUAAUUAAAAGAAGAUUCCAUAAAUGUUAUUGGAGGGGGAGAUGAAACCAAUGGAGAAGAAUUGAUCAAACCAUGCAUAUCAUUAUCAAAAUCCAAUUCCAUCUCAUUUGAUUUUUCUUCUUCUCGUAGCUCAUCCAUUUUUCCUUGAACUAAUGAACCUUACAUGAUAUU